This is a messenger RNA of Rhea pennata, 4057 nucleotides long. It is a transcript of the gene DGCR2, whose product is annotated as DiGeorge syndrome critical region gene 2. NCBI's taxonomy places the organism in Eukaryota, Metazoa, Chordata, Aves, Rheiformes, Rheidae. The coding region runs from base 242 to 1912 and encodes 556 amino acids. The record is from RefSeq and is a predicted model, not a curated record. Gene Ontology annotation, cellular component: membrane. The transcript is spliced from 11 exons. Gene Ontology annotation, molecular function: protein binding.
CCGCAGCGUGGCGCCGCCCGACCUCCGCGCUGCCCCCGCGCUCCCCGCCGCAGCCAGGGCCGCUGGCUCCCGCCCGGGGGCGGCGGCGGACGCGGGGGGGGGAAAGCUCGGUGCGGACGGCGGCCCCCAGCCGGAGCGGCGGCGGCGGCGGCCCCUCCUCCUCCUCCCGCCUCUCCUCGCCCUGCGCUUCGCUCCCCGCGGGUUUGUGGCGCUGCGCCGGGGGAGGAUGAACGGAGGAUAAAUGGUGCCCAAAGCGGACAGCGGCACCUUCCUCCUCCUCUUCCUCCUGGUGCUGAGCAUCACCGAGCCGCUGCGGCCAGGUCCACGACUAGCUUUGGCAAGACUUCUUUCAGAGCUCCGCUGCACCCCAGGGCAGUUUGCUUGUCGGAGUGGUACCAUCCAGUGUAUCCCUUCGAACUGGCAGUGUGAUGGAUGGCCCACCUGUGAGGACAAGAGUGAUGAAGUUGAUUGUCCAGGCUUGACAGGGGACCAGCGAACUUACCAUGGAAAGGAGAAUGUUGACUCCAGGCAUAAUCGAGGAAGAGGAGGAGAGACGACCCGCUUUCACACUGUUAAUGUGGCACAGCCUGUCCGAUUUAGCAGUUUCCUAGGAAAGUGCCCAACAGGAUGGCACCACUAUGAGGGCACAGCCAGCUGUUAUAGAGUCUAUUUAAAUGGGGAGAAUUACUGGGAUGCUGUACAGACGUGUCAGCGGGUGAAUGGCUCCCUCGCCACCUUUACUGCAGACCAGGAGCUAAGGUUUAUCCUGGCACAGGAGUGGGACUUGGAAGAAAAAGCAUUUGGAAGAAAGGACCAGCGUAGGUUCUGGGUUGGAUAUCAAUAUGUCAUCACUAAUCGAAAUCACUCUCUAGAAGGUCACUGGGAAGUAGCUUAUAAAGGCUCUUCCGAAGUAUUUCUACCCCCUGACCCUAUCUUUGGUACGGCUAUGUCUGAAAAUGAAAACGUUCUUUGUGCCCAGCUUCAGUGUUUCCAUUUUCCUACCCUUCGGCAUCAUGGUUUACAUAGCUGGUAUGCUGAAAACUGCUAUGAGAAAUCCUCAUUCCUCUGCAAAAGAAGCCAGACCUGCGUUGAUAUCAAAGACAACAUUGUUGAUGAAGGCUACUAUUUCACUCCAAAAGGGGAUGAUCCCUGUUUGAGCUGCACGUGUCACAACGGUGAACCCGAAAUGUGUGUGGCUGCUUUAUGUGAACGGCCCCAGGGAUGUCAGCAGUAUCGCAAAGACCCUAAGGAAUGCUGCAAAUUUACCUGUUUAGACCCAGAUGGCAACAGUUUGUUUGACUCAAUGGCCAGUGGAAUGCGUCUUAUAGUGAGCUGCAUUUCCUCCUUUCUUAUCCUCUCUCUGCUGCUCUUCAUGGUCCACCGGUUACGCCAGAGGCGGAGAGAGCGCAUAGAGUCUUUGAUAGGAGCAAAUUUGCACCAUUUUAACUUGGGCCGCAGAAUGCCUGGUUUUGAUUAUGGUCCAGAUGGUUUUGGAACAGGCCUUACUCCGCUGCAUCUUUCAGAUGAUGGAGAAGGUGGAGCGUUUCAUUUCCAUGAUCCACCUCCACCCUAUACUGCUUACAAGUAUCCAGAUAUUCAACAUCCAGAUGACCCACCCCCCCCUUAUGAGGCUUCUGUCAAUCCAGACAGUAUCCUUUGUUCUACUCCAGAUGGAGUUCUUUCUCAGACAGUGCAAAGCAAUCCUCCAUCACUAGGAAACUGUGAUGUAUCCCCACAGCUUACAGAGGAAUCGCUUCCUCCCUCAGUUGGUCCUUCUCCAGUAGAGCUGGAAGACUCUGCUGACAGCAGCACCUUUCUUGUCCCUCCUGACACACCGCUAGGUGAAAACACACCGGCAGAAACUCUUACAGGCAGCCGUCACAGCCACUGUUCUCUCAAUACCAUUGUAUAAAGGAAUAAAAAGCUGACUGCCGGUCAGAAAUAGUUUUAGCAACUGUUUGCACAGACAAACACUAAUCCAUGGUUUGAACUUCGGAAGGAAUCUCCACUUUGUUUUUGAACACUGCUUUUAUGUUCUAGUUUAGGAUUGUGCCUCUCGGUUUUUUUGGCUUUCGUUAUUCAUUCACUAAUUGAUUUGUCCUGUAAAUAUGGAUUGUAUAAACUGCGCUUUUUUCCCAUUGGUGAUGGAAAAGAGUGUAGAGAAUUCCUUUGACUUCUAAGGAGAGGAAGAGUAUGGGUAGUUUUUUUCUUAACCUGAGAGGAAACAAAAAUCUACAUCAGAAAAAAAGCUGCUUGGAUUUGGCUGGAUACCACUGGACCCAGGGAACAGACAAUGGAAAAGGAGGGUGGGGGCAGUCGCUGCUUAAUCCCAUUGCUAUCUCUCUUGCUUGUUUGCUACAUUUGGAAAAGGCAGAGAAGGCUGAAUUGCAACGGAGGGGGGCUUAGAUGUCUGUGUUACGAAGCAGGAACACUGAGGAGCUGAAACAUGCCACCAAGUAAGAGUUGCACAGGAUAGAACCACUGUGUGCUUUGAUUUGCCCUGGUACUUCAGAACACCCUAGGGACUGGAGGAUAAGUGAUAUACGCAGCGUGUGACUUAGUCUUUUUAUGGAAGUGGGUACUAAGAAAACUGGGAUUUGCAAUUACAAUUAUUUGUUGUUGGUAAUAGCAAAAUCUUGUGUUGUCAGAUAAACUUCUGGCCCAUAAAGAAAACUGGGUCUGUGUAAUGCUUGCAUCCCUUCAGUAGAAUCCUUGUAUGUGUUAGGUAGUAUUAUAGGGAAGAGACAGGGAGCAGUUAGCUUUCUGACUGACACAAUCCAACUUCACUAUAUCAAGCUCCUGUUUGUUAAAAUCCCAUCAGGAAGAUUGAGGUGUUUUUCUUUGUGGUUUAACUCCUUUACAGUGAACAGUUACCCAAGACUGGCCUGGAUAAAGAGACUAUUGUUCUUGCUUUUCUUAUAACACACAUUGAUCACUGCUAUACGUAAUGUUCAAUUCUAAUUGGACACUUGUUCAUUUUUCUAAUGCCAUAAAUUGCCAGCCCUAUUCUAGAGAUUCUUCCCAGUCCCUUCUUUCCCCCUAUUGCUGAAUUAAUGUUUAUCCAGGUCCCAUGAUGGGUUAUAAUGAGGUUAGUAUACUUAAAUCAAUAAAGUAGUUUCUUUCACUCUGAAAUACCAUCUUAAAUUUUCCCCUCUUUGAACCAGCUAGUUAAUUUAUGUGUGACAAAAUGAGAUUCAUUUACUCCCUCACCAAACCCAAAGUCAAGCACUAUUGGCUUUGGUAAUGACUGCAAAGUAAUCUUUAUAGGCAAUUUUAUUUUUAAGUGGGAUUUUAGUGUACAAAUAAUGCUGUCACUUCCCCCCUCCCUUGCCUCUGGUUUUCCCCGAUUUACUGUAGCAGUCAGCAGAUGAGAUAAAUUAUAAGGAUUAUAAGGAAUUUGUAAAGAGUGCCCUUUGCAAGUGUUCUCCUAUUACCUUAUGAAAGGUACACAAGCCUAGAGGGACAGGAAGAAAACACUGCAUGGGGAUGUGUAUGUGAAUUAUUUUUUUAGUACUGAUGAGAAAUCAUACGUGUAUGACAAAUCCUAACCCACUAUUGGGGUUUCCCAGUGCAGCUGACUUUUUCCCCAUUGAAUAUGCUGCUACUUUCUAUUCUGUGUCUUGCCUAUAGGCUUAUACUGUACUUGGGGAUUGGUCUUGACAAUUCAACUCCAUUUGCACAGAAAACUGUGACUUUCAUUAUUCAGAUCAUGUUCAGUGUCUUGACAUACAGACGCUUACUAGCAAUCUUGAAUCCAUUGGAGAGUGUGAAUCACAGUUCUCGUUUGCGCUACUGGCACAUGAGCAGGAAGAAACGCUGUUAGGAAAGCCUCUCUGCUUGGACUCUUACCGCUGCGGCGCGUUCCCGUCCUCUGGUUUGACUGACUAAUGUGAGUGGCACGAAAUGGGAGGAGCUGUUCACCCUGUGGAUCUGUUACCAUCUCCUCCUCCUGAGUUCAAGUCCUGGUCUAAUGAAGUGGAUGGAUAGCAGUAGUCAGAACCAUGCAUAUGAAUUAUUGAGCAUUUCUGAAGUAUGAAAAUAAAGCGGGUUUUGUGCA